Messenger RNA from Haliotis rufescens (red abalone), 4472 nucleotides. RefSeq lists its product as uncharacterized. Lineage: Eukaryota; Metazoa; Mollusca; Gastropoda; Lepetellida; Haliotidae. The transcript has 11 exons. The record is from RefSeq and is a predicted model, not a curated record. Bases 349 to 3843 code for a protein of 1164 amino acids.
ACGCCGACCAGGAAGUGAUUAGUACAACAAGCUCGCCUCCAAACAUUUUAUAUCCGCGUUGAAGGCGGUAGUUGGAUGGCGAGCCGAGAGUGUGGCAUUGCCCGACACACCAGACCCACCCGUCCACCCACCUGUGUCUCUCGCCCCCCCGGGGGGAUAGUGGAACCCUCAGCUGCUCCCUGCUGAACCCUCCGACCUGGCGCUUCCUUGAGGGGAGAGUCGCUAAUAUCCAUCGCCAACACAGUCUGCGACAGAACACGGACCACAGAUCACAGAGCACAGAGCACGGAUCACAGAUCACAGAUCACGGAUCAGACAACAGACCACAGGCAAAACAUCUAGGAAACCAUGACAGAUCGCGCGUCACCUCAUCACGUGACAGGAAGCAGUAUGAGGAUGCUGAGAAAGCAGGAGGUGCUUGAUCUGAUUGCACACAAUCCUAAACAGUUUCAGAUACCGGACGAGUAUGCAGCCUUGCCUAAACCUCACCCGGUGUCCCCCCAUAUGGAAACCGGGGAUCUGACCACUGUGCCACCCCGGGGGGCACACAAAAAAGAGGCACGGAAGGUCAGCUUUGAUGACGACAAGGAGGCACCAGAUAUCCCAGCCCGGAGAAGGACAUCGUCAGGACAAGCGCGGGACUUGAGGACAUCGUCAGGACAAGCGCAGGACUUGAGGACAUCGUCAGGACAAGCGCAGGACUUGAGGACAUCGUCAGGACAAGCGCGGGACUUGAGGACAUCGUCAGGACAAGCGCGGGACUUGAGGACAUCGUCAGGACAAGUGCGGGAUUUGAGGACAUCGUCAGGACAAGCGCGGGACUUGAGGACAUCGUCAGGACAAGCGCGGGACUUGAGGACAUCGUCAGGACAAGUGCGGGAUUUGAGGACAUCUGUUGGGGAAGGACAGGAGGACAGCGCUGUCACAAACGGCGUACAUCGGACGCGGUCCAUCGACUAUAUAACCCGGGGGACGCCGUCGACGGAGUCAGAUGCAGGGGAUUGCGCAGAGGGGGUCGUGUUGAGACGCGCAUCAUCUCCUCACCCGGUGUCCCCCCAUAUGGAAACCGGGGAUCUGACCACUGUGCCACCCCGGGGGGCACACAAAAAAGAGGCACGGAAGGUCAGCUUUGAUGACGACAAGGAGGCACCAGAUAUCCCAGCCCGGAGAAGGACAUCGUCAGGACAAGCGCGGGACUUGAGGACAUCGUCAGGACAAGCGCAGGACUUGAGGACAUCGUCAGGACAAGCGCAGGACUUGAGGACAUCGUCAGGACAAGCGCGGGACUUGAGGACAUCGUCAGGACAAGCGCGGGACUUGAGGACAUCGUCAGGACAAGUGCGGGAUUUGAGGACAUCGUCAGGACAAGCGCGGGACUUGAGGACAUCGUCAGGACAAGCGCGGGACUUGAGGACAUCGUCAGGACAAGUGCGGGAUUUGAGGACAUCUGUUGGGGAAGGACAGGAGGACAGCGCUGUCACAAACGGCGUACAUCGGACGCGGUCCAUCGACUAUAUAACCCGGGGGACGCCGUCGACGGAGUCAGAUGCAGGGGAUUGCGCAGAGGGGGUCGUGUUGAGACGCGCAUCAUCUCCUCACCCGGUGUCCCCCCAUAUGGAAACCGGGGAUCUGACCGCUGUGCCACCCCGGGGGGCACACAAAAAAGAGGCACGGAAGGUCAGCUUUGAUGACGACAAGGAGGCACCAGAUAUCCCAGCCCGGAGAAGGACAUCGUCAGGACAAGCGCGGGACUUGAGGACAUCGUCAGGACAAGCGCAGGACUUGAGGACAUCGUCAGGACAAGCGCAGGACUUGAGGACAUCGUCAGGACAAGCGCGGGACUUGAGGACAUCGUCAGGACAAGCGCGGGACUUGAGGACAUCGUCAGGACAAGUGCGGGAUUUGAGGACAUCGUCAGGACAAGCGCGGGACUUGAGGACAUCGUCAGGACAAGCGCGGGACUUGAGGACAUCGUCAGGACAAGUGCGGGAUUUGAGGACAUCUGUUGGGGAAGGACAGGAGGACAGCGCUGUCACAAACGGCGUACAUCGGACGCGGUCCAUCGACUAUAUAACCCGGGGGACGCCGUCGACGGAGUCAGAUGCAGGGGAUUGCGCAGAGGGGGUCGUGUUGAGACGCGCAUCAUCUCGCAAGACGGAGGUGGACUGUGUGGACUUUGAAGUGUUUUUGACGGAGUCGCAGAAUAUGCUGCGCGGUGUCCUUGAACUUUCGACCUUGCAUCACGACGUCAUCGACAAAGUGAAGCUGCGCGUGGUGUGCGUGUUUGACGUCAGCGGAAGUAUGCUGCUCAAGUGUGGACGAAGCAGACAGCACUCUAAGUUGAGUAAACUCAAGAAGAUGGCAGCCGACCUCGUGGACGUCAUGGAGGAAGGGGACGACUACUUCGGGAUCGUCGCCUUUGGGGAGGAGACGCGCGUCGUGUGCCCCCUCACCAAGGUCGACUCCACGUCAAGGGGUAACCUGAAGGAGACCAUCACGGCGUUGGACAAGGCCAUCGACAGCUGUACUGACCUGGUACAGGGCAUUCACAGGGCAGUGGACCUGCUGAAGUCUGGACACCAGGCUAGCGACCCCGCCUACCGGAACGCCAUCAUCGUCUUCUCGGACGGCGAGAUCAACUCCGGAAUCACGAACGCGGACGAGGUUGUUCAUGCCGUGCGUCAGCGAAUCCGGGAUUCAAACCCCGACCCCCGCAACCAGAACGCUGAACAGUGGCUAAGUGUGGCCUGCGUGACGACGGGUGGUCACGUGUCUCAGGCUAUGUACCUCGUCUCGAAGUACUGCGGCAACGACGCUUACUACUACGUCGACAGCGAUCUCGCGCACCCGGAAGUAGACAUGCUGAUUCCGCUCCUGUUGCGGAAGUCCGCCAUUGCUCAGUACGUGACCCUGGACAUCAAGCCGGACAACGGCGCGGCCCUCGUGGAGGAGAAGUGCACGCGCGAGCACAGCGUCAGGCGACGGCGGACUGAGAAGAAAGUACCCAACAUCAUGUACUACCUGCACGACUUGCCAGCCGGAAGUCAGAAGCACUUCAGCAUCGCCAUCGAUCUAUCCGGCUACAAGAAAGACUCUGACAACGACGUCAUGCGUAUACAACUGGAGUACUGCGACGCUGAAGGCGACACUCAUCACGUGACCAGGACGAUAAGGUUCAGCGAUCGCCUCACCGCCCUCAAAGACCCAGACAAAUACGAGAAGGCUGUGUUACUGAGUGCAAAGGCUGACAUGCGCAGUGCCUUCCAAAUCGCGUGUCGGGAUGCAGCCGAGGUGCUCACUGAGGAAGGCGACCCGAGCACCGCACUGCAUGACGGGACGACUAAGCUUCAGCAGUUGAUGGAGCAUUACGGAGUGAUGGCGAAACGAGAGGAAACGAAACACAGGAUCGCCGACUUCUCACGUGCACUGGUCUGUAACCUGGACAGACUGAUUGAGUCGAUGGAGAAAUCACGGAGAGGAAAUGGUCACAAGUGGUCAAAACUGAAGGCCGUGUCUUCCGCAGUGGUCAGGGAGACGCCCAAUGUGUCCAAACUCGUGGCCAAGUCCGAGUUCGUCUGUCCACUUCCAGUUUUCAAGAACUGUGCAACCACCCGGAUGACAGCUUUAGCCCUGAAACUUUACCGGAAACAGGAAGUGACGUCAGUGGUGUUCCCCAACCAGAACCUGUUUGACGCGGCUAAGGUCGUGAUGCAGAGUCUCAGCGAUAUCGUCGGCGUGCUGCAGCAGGUGGAGGCGGUGCCCGUGAAGUCGAACACGUUGAGGAGGAAGAUAAUCACCACCAGCAUGGUCCUCACCGAGGACAUGUCUGACGAGGAGAAGUAGGCAGGCAAGAGAGGCAGCUGACUGACAAAGUCAAAUUCCCACCGAGGACAUGUCUGACGAGGAGAAGUAGGCAGGCAAGAGAGGCAGCUGACUGACAAAGUCAAGUUCCCACCCUUGCCGAACUAGGCUGCAAUGAUGGAGGUAUAUUUUGGCUGGACUAACGGGUCUAUGCAUAGUCCAAUCAAAAUGUGGGUGGAGGUGUGAGGGUUGGUUUUUUUCGGGGGGGGGGGGGGGGGCAUGAGGGCCAACUAUUUGUCCUUCGGGACUUUUUACGUAUUUAUUUGUAUCCAUGACAUUUGUUUGUUUGUUGACGUGUUCGUUUAGAUUUUCUUAACAUGUGUUUUACGUCCUACUUUCAUCUAUAUGAGUAUCUGUACAUAGGGCAUCUUUAGAUCCCGAUCCCUGUCACGAGAUCACGUGACCAGCAGGAAUGGCUAUAUUGUACUCCUGCUUCAACAUGUGCUCUCUAGUCACGUGGUUCCUGUUCAGUCACUCACACAUCUGUCACGUGAUCAGAGUGACUAUGUAACUGACUAAAUUCAUCCUCCAGUGAUUAACAUGUGCAUCUUGUCAUUCAGGCUUUUUCACUGUGAAAGAAAUUAAAUAAAUAUAUCUGAAGUUUCUAAAUA